CUUCUCUUUUCGACUGUUGAGAAGAGGCUUGUCUGUUUUCAAAUACGUAUCUUUUGCUCGGUUGAUUCCUUCGCGAGUGGUGAAGCCCCCGCCGCGGCACGGACUGGGGUCUCCCCAAAACAAGACAUGAAGGAGCGUUGGCUGCCUCGCUGCAAUUUUCCACUUUUCCCGGAUCUUUCGGCAAGCUGUUUCUCCCUUGUGCGACAGCUGCCCCGUUUAAAUACUUGGGACACAUUUGUCUCGUUUUCAACUAAUUUUUUUCCAGAAAGCGGGCAGCUACUCCCACGAACUACGUCGCCCCGCUACAAACCCCCGCCUGUGUAACGGCCUCUGCCUAACCGUUUCACGUGGCCCUUUUUUCAGUCUUGCGAUCGACGAAACUCAAUUUUCCCCAGGACGAGAGGCGUCACAGACUCCUUUUACCCUUCAUCUGUCGUUUUUGCGUGUCUGAAGCUGUUGUGCUUCUCCUUCUCGGUGGGCCGCAGUCUAAGCCGAACCAGCCAGAUCCGAUUUAGCAACACGUGACGCAGAACCACCGUUUUGCCAACUAUCUAGACGGCGAAGGCAAAGUCGUUUAGUGUCCAUUUUCAGCGCGAAAAUUGGUUUUUUCGUCUGUGGCAACGGAUUUUUUUUCACGCCUCUUCGUCUGCUGGGUUCCGUGGCUGCUGCCCGGUGGUCUGCAGAAGGCACCGCGGUCGGUCUCGCCCGAGCUCUUCGACUUGGUCGUGCUGGCUUGUCCCUGAAUUCGACCAGCAGUUAGGGAAAUUGCAGUCGUUUUCAGAUUCAAAUGGAUCAAGGACGGGGGAAUCUCUUGACUCCUGCUUUUCGCAGGAUCGUGGCGGCUGUAGCUUGUGCUGCAGCCGCCCUUCUGCCACCGGGGGAUGCCACAACAGUGACAAUGCCGCCACGUGUGAAGGCUCCGCCGGUCCCUAAAUCGUAUGUAGCGGCGACCCAAGUGAUUCCUUCUGGAUUCGAGUUGAUCGAGGAAGUCCCGAUCGUGGAGAAGGGCGGAAAAUUCCAGUUUGCCUUCAGAGAUGGCGUUUUGUCAGUCCUCCCCGGAACAUUGCUUUUCGAGUGCGAUCCUACUUCACGAGAGGAUGCAACGAUGAGAAAGCUGGUCGCCUACAUCCCAACAGACACAGACGCCCCUCCCUUCGUUCCUGUUCUUGACCAGGGGGGAAGUUUGCCGAUUGUAUGCGGUGCCGACAUCGGCCGUCGGUGCUUCGUCGUGGAAGGGAAGGGCCUCUUGCGCCCUCUGAAAGAUCGAGAACGAGUUUCUGUCGGAUCGUCCACUGCAGUCUAUGAAGUGCUUCCUGGAAAUAUCGGGAGAUUUGCUGCGCCAAGUCUCUCCUCACUCGAGAGUCAGAAAAGAGGGACUUUCGUGCUCGAUCAGAUCCUGGGGUUCUCCAUGGCUACUUGCGAGACGCCUUCCCCGAAUUUGUUUGGAGGCUUCCCGAAACUGACCGGCGUGGAACAGGUGGAUCCUUUCAGCCGCUCCAUUUUUCCGGUGUCGUCUCCUCGGCCUGCGUCCCACUUGCCGCCGCCCUACGUGAAACCUGGAGAUGAACUCGAGAUCUGCUCCGUGCCUCGCCGGGACCUCAUUCACGCCGCAGAAAACAACAUCUUUGUCGUCAGACCUCGAGAGGAGAACCGACAAGAAGGCGUCUCCUUCCCUGUCCUUGGAGGACCCAUUGUCUGCGUGAAGUCCGAGACGGGAGACUCCCUGGGUCACCUCGACCAAAACAUUUCCGCUGUCGCCGACGAGAAGACAGCCACCGCGAAUCUCAUCUCUCCUCUCACCCCUGUUGGCAUGAGUCACCGACUUACCUGUGACCUGGGGCCCAACGCACACACUGUCGAGACUCUCCUUCGAUCUGUGUCGACGGACAAGACGAAGCCUCUGACUCCAGGACCGAAUGGGGAAUUUCCGAAGCCGAACGUGCACCAUUUCUCUGCUCCCUUUGUCCCGUCGGUCAACGCUCCAGUUCUAGUCGAAGUUGACAACCCGGUGUCCUGGGAGCCUCAGUCCUUGAAGAAAAAAUGCAAAAUCGGCGCAAGUCUGGCAGCCCUACAGCCCCACUUAUUGCUGAAGUCGGAAGUGCCUCACGGAACGCCAGUCGAGUGCGAGGUCGUCCAUUUACCAGCUUUUCAAACGCAGGGACAACUUCUGAUGAUCGCACCCGGAAAGGGCACCGGCGCCAGGCCGCUGCUUUUGCCACCAGGCUCGAUUUUGCUGAACCAAGAAGACGACCUUCCCCCAGGCCUCUUUCAGGUCCUCGUCUACGACCUCUGGGAAGCAGACGGACUCCGUGCUGUCCUUAAACAACUCUACUAUCGAGGAGCAGACCAGCAGUCGUCAAUUCCGGUGUACGCCCAGAUGGAGGGUUCACGCAUGACUGCCGUCGGUUCGUUUCACCGGGUAAAGCAACUCUUUACAGUAUUCAGCGGGAUUGACCCGACCGCGCGAGAAAAGGACAUCGAGGCCACCGCGCCUUUCUACUACAGCUCUCACUACGGCCUGCCCGUUGACGUGGGCUUUGUCAAGAUGAAAUCCGGAGUCGGCUUCUCAGUCAAACGAACCCCCGAAGCGCUUCUUCUCCUCGAGGAUCUUCUCAAGGCCCCGCUCACUCCCGCCAGCCAGAAGGCGCUUGCAGAACUCUCACCCUUCACUCGAGAAGCCGAGAAUAUCUUUUCGCGUCUCCACCGCCUCAAGGGUCACUUCACUCGACCCAAGUAUGCUGCACAUGCGCCGGUGGUUCUUCCACUGUUGAACGCGGGGCUCACUGCUUUGUUGGAUCGGCACAAGGAGGCAGACACGAUGUUUCUUUCGGUGUACCCUCGCUCGCGAAGAACUCGAGUGACGGAUCUGCAGAUUCGCCUGAACUACCUCGAUAAGUCGCACACGGGAAUGACUGUCAUCAUCCGGAUGCCGAUGCGCCUGAAAGCGUUCAUCUCGGUUACACAUCUGGCGCCGCAGGUCCAGCGCAAUCUGUCCCUGCUGCUCGAACUCAUCGAAGACCCGCAAAGGCCCCUAGAAGCCGUGCUCCUAGGUGGCGGCAAGUUCGGCUUAUAUUCGGAGGCAGUCCGAGUCGCGCUGCGACUGCUCCGUUUGGGCCACUGCCGACCUUGUGCAGAUGAACAGGUUCUCCAGGCCUCUCCUUCCCCAGAGGUUGCUGAAGGUCGCUGUGGUCUCUGCUCCGCAAGACGCAUCGACGACAUGGUGUUUUUCGAUCUCCAUGAUAUUCAACCAUCAGUGACGACGAUGCCGACCCCUGGAACCUGGAUGAAAUGGAACGACGACACUUUCCUCAUAAGCUUGCCUCCGGAUUCGAACAACGGCAUCUACCGGCGGUAUGGCGUUGAAUUCGAUAUGCACACGGCUGUCGAUAUCCCGCCGCGUCUGAGCUCGCGCUUUAAGCUUUACGCAGGAGCGUGCAUGCGAUCUCAUCUGAUCCGGCAACUUCAGCCCUUCUUUGAGAAUCCAGGCCUGAUUAAGAACUGCCCUGCUCUGUCGAAAUUUGCCAAGACGCUUCUUUGGGGCCUGCCCUUUUCGGACGCAGCACCGAUCCUCGAGUCGUCGAAGCUGCUCCUUCAGCACGUCGUUGGUGCAUGCAACAUUCCAGAAGCGUCCUGGGCUAUCGACAGAUGCCUCGACAACGAUGGAGAUCUUCUCGGCUACAGGCGCUUGCCCGCCGUAAGACCCCUCGGCCGCACGCGCCUCGCAAAUAUCAUGCGGGAAAUGAUGUCUCCAGUAUCUUCUUGGCAUUUCUUAACUUCUCUCGCCAUGGGCGAGGAACGUAUUAAAUCUUUGCCGUCUUGCCGCCUAACAAGCGCCGCCCUCAAACUCUCCCGCGAUGCUCGUGCUGUCCUUGACGGGUCAGGCGACAACCUGCCGCCUCUCCCCUCGUACGUCUUCGGUCCCCGAAGCCCUCUGUGGGACGUUUCGGCGGCAGCCGAUGAUUUGACGGGGAGAAGGGCAAUUCUGCUCAUUUCUUCUUUCAUGGAGAUACCGAUUAAAGUACUGGAGGAACUGCUGGGUAUCAACCCUCGAAGCCCAGUUCAGCGCACUGCUCCUGGCAGCUUCGAAACGCAUUUCCAGGCCCCGAUUCUCUCCUCCGUCGAUCGAAUAACAUUCGAUCGCCAACCUCGACAGUCCGUUCAAGACUACAUUUCGUCUUGCUUCACCAAUCACCCGGAGACGUGUGCAGGCGCGUACAAGACUCUGGGAUGGCCUUUGUCGAAGGUUCCCGAGGACGACGUUGAAUUGCAGGCGUUCGACAGGGCGUUUAACGAGAUGCGUGUGCGCCUAGAUCGAGAGCCCAUGCCAGAGUCCCUUCGUACCGACUUCCAGCAGGCCCUCGCCGAGUUCGAUGCGCUGCCACCGGAGCCCGUCACCCCGACGCCCGAGCUGCCAACGCGCGAGCCCGAAGGGACACCUGCAGACCACGAAGGGACACUUGGGGAGACAGAAGGGACCUUUGGCGACACGGAAGGAACACGGGCUGGAGCGGAUGGGGUGGAGAGCGAGUUGCGUGCCCGAGGAGGCCCCGACGAGUUCCCGAAGAAGGAAAGUGAGGACCUGCAGAGGGGAGCAGAUUCGAAGACAGACGAAGACGAGCAAACAGCCGCGUCAACAUCGGGUUCUUCCGGAUCAGCGAGAGACCCUUUCACUGUUUUCGAGCUGCCGACAGCGACUUCUCCCGCAUCAGGGAAAGAUGGUUUCACAGUUUUUGAACUGCCGGUUGUCGACUCGCUUCCCUCGUCUGGUUCUCAACGGGUCACACUCUGGGGGCAAGGGCAAAUGCCGAACGCGUUGCUCGGCGCUUCUCAGCGAGCCGUUUCCACUUCUCGACGCCUCGCGUGGCCCUACAUUAACAAAGUACUCACCGCGAAAAGUGGCCCGAUGACUCGCAUGCCCUCCUGGGUGCGCACCUCAGACACAUGCCCCUGUCUAGACCCAGAGAUAUCGGAGGGAUGCCGCAUGGACUCGGUCAAGUCGACGACCGAUGUGAUCUUCCGUCUCUCGCUCCUGAUCCCCCCCGUCAUUGAGAAGUUCAUGUCUUCCCAGAGUUCCACCAGACAACUGGAGCCGCCGUUUGCUGCCUUCUGCGCUUCGGUUGGCAUUUUCGUCUCUUCCUGGCAGCAACACCUCGUUGCCGGCGGUCACGAAGAAAAGGGAGGCAACAUGGCGCAUUCGACGCUAGUGGAGCGUCUGGCACACGGUCACAAGUAUCUGUUGAAGACUUACUCAGAAGACGGGACGUCAAACCACUCUCACUGGCGUGAGCGGCGACGGAGAUUUAUGAAGUUCCAGAAACAGUACCUGUAUCGACAGUGCCGAGCGCUGAUGGUUGCCGCAGGGAAUGUGGUGUACGCGCCGUUUAAAACGAAGCGGUUUCCCGCUGUUUCGCUGUACGGAGGAAUUGCCAACACUCUGGACACGCCAUUCACGGACAAGACGAUAGCACUGCAGGGCUUGUCUGUUUGGAGCGAAGAAAUUCUUCGACGCCACCGAAACGUCUUCCGGAGGAUCGGCCGGACGGUUCUGCGCCGUCCACCCCAGGCUCCGCAGAUCGGCGCGCUUUUUGCGGCCCUCCACAUGUCCCACAUUUUCAAAGAUUGCUUCAACAUGGCCGGCGGAAUUCUGCUCCGAACCUGGUACUACAUGCAUGUUCAAGGUUCGACGCUCUUGGCGGAGGCCACCCGCCUCCCGAAGAUUGGUGCCCACCUCGCUGCCGUUGGCUUCGGUUUCGCUGGAGGCACCGACGUACGCGAUAGCCUUUUUGCGCCAGCGUUCCGCGAACUCUCCAAGGUGGUGACACCUGUGUGGGAAUCCGACAAUCUGUUUACUUCUCUAGCCGCCUAUACACCUGGAGGCGCCGCUCCUGCUUCUGCAAAUGCUUUUACAAAGUCUCGUUCAAAACGUGUUGCUCGGGUGGAGGGGCCGAAAGAGAAGGGACAGGCUGCAAGCCGCGAGACGGGUUCAGGGGAGAACCUGCUGGACCCCGAGAAAAUAAUUGGAGAAGGCGGCUCCAUGCCUGUUCCUGCGUCGCUGCGUCGAGGGUCGCCGGAUGUCUCGAGCUUUCUGUCUUUCGACGAGAACGUGGAAUAUGACAAAGCAGACGCGUCCGAGCCAGCUGAAGGAGGCAGAUUCAUCGCCAGCUUGCGUUAUAAUCCGCUGCACUUUGCGGACCCUGAUAGGGAACUGAUGAUCGUCGAGGUUCCUGUGCCGGUCUCAGCUGUGGAGCGGCGCAGCCUCGCUUCUUUCACUUCCGACGACGUUCUGCGUUUCAUACAGCAGAAGCUCGUCUCUCUCCACUCUCAGCUGAGGGCUAGGGGUCGACCAGCGGACAACGGUGCUCUUUCGAUGGUGCAGCUCCAGGAAGAAACCCGAAGAGGCAGUGGAGAAGCAGCAGCAGUCGGAGCGACUGACAGAGACUUCAGAAAGCAGUGCCACGAACACGUGGUGGAAUCCGGAAUUGUCGGUUUCCUGGCGGAUCAACUGGACAAGGACCUGUCGCGAAAGAAUGGUGUCCCCGCCAGUUAUCUGGAAAUUGGGCGUCUGUCUUUGCCCGCUUUCUCCGCUGGAAGUGUCAUUUCUCGUGCGAUGCAGAGUACAUCCACAGACACCGUCGUGGUUGUUCAGAUGCCCGAAGUCGGCGGCGAUUCUCACCUCGACCUAGAAUCCAGCACCUUGGAUUUCAGUCGUCCAAUCACUAUCGGCGACAUGUGAUGAAUUGCAGUCAGGAAAAAGCUGAAGCCUCUGCCGUGCUACGAUACUUCGUGUCUAAUUGGGGAAUCACGCGGUCGAGGAACACUCGUGGGAAGUGCAGUGCCCUUGUCACAGCUUCUGACAUUCUGUUCACAGACGACACCGUCUCUAUUGGCGUGUUCUGUUCGUGGGCGGCAGUCUGGCGCCAGUGUGAUUUUCUUUCAUAUGCCUUUUCCACUAUAAACAGCUUUUUAUGGAGCGAAACCCGCCAGUUGGGUGUCGGUCGCGGGAUGUUUUCUCGUUUUCUGGACCCUUCGGAGUGAAUCUCGUAGCUUGCUACGAAGGGCGUCUGUGUUUGGAACGGAGGCCACUGCUCAGUAGUUUUAUUUAUCGAGGUAAAUUGAUUUUUUAGCGGCAGCGGCUUCGUAUGACUAUCUGCAGGCCUUCGGAUUCAGUCCCGACGUUCGCUAGCCUUUUGUGUGACUUACUUCUUGCUCAUUUACCCAAUUACUGGUCGACCACAAUGAAACACUUAUGAACCGCAAGCCGUUCGGCUUUUCUCUUCCCGAACAAUACAAUUGG
This is a messenger RNA of Toxoplasma gondii ME49, 7294 nucleotides long. RefSeq lists its product as hypothetical. The coding region runs from base 788 to 6733 and encodes 1981 amino acids. The transcript is spliced from 30 exons. NCBI's taxonomy places the organism in Eukaryota, Apicomplexa, Conoidasida, Eucoccidiorida, Sarcocystidae. The record is from RefSeq and is a predicted model, not a curated record.